GAUGAAAGCCUCUCCCCUGCCUCUCUCUCUCUCUCUCUUCAAUAGCUAGCUUCUCAAUUGUAAAGCAUACAAGUACCCUUGGAAACCCUCCGGAGAAUUGCUCUCUUUAUAGCCUUUCGGUGCUUAAAUUCAACAACUACUUCCACUCUCUCCCUUUCUCUUUUCCUCUUUUCCUGUUUCCUGAGAACUAUAAAAUCAGAGCAGUGUUUCUGGUUCCUGGGCUAAUCAUUCCCUGAUCUCCCAUUGCUCGAAUCUAUUUUAUGCUCUAAGCUCAUACCCAGAAAUCAAAAGCUGCAGCACGAUUAUCCUUGAAGCCUACACACAUUCUUCCUUCAGUUGAGCUCAAAUCAUCAAAUGGUGUCUGACCCAAAUCCCUUCCUCUGUUGUUAAACUGCUUUGUUUCAGCUAGGAGAUUUGCAGCCAUGGCAGUUGAUGUUUGUGCAGAGAUUUCUGGUAUUGUGAUUAGUCCCAGAAUAUCAUUUUCCCAUGAUCUCAACCAAGCCGAUGUCGUGCCAAUCGAGCAGUACCAGCGUCGAUCCGAUGCGUCUCUUUUGGAUUCGAGUUCCGAUUUCGAUUUCUGCACUGGGAAAAACUUCACACUGCAGGAAUUCUCCCCUGCAGAUGAGCUCUUCUCCAAUGGAAAGAUCCUCCCCAUUGAAGUUAAGAAAAGGCUCAUGGCCACAGAUAAAUCCCACUCCCACCAAUUGAAGCCUACUGAUCUGCCUCCUCCUCCUCCUCCUUCCCCUUCACCUACUAUUAAUUCUAUCCCUUCCUCCACUGAGAAUUCAAGGAAAAUGAUGUUAAAAGAAUUGCUGUCCACAAGCUCCGAGGCAGAUGAAAAUGAGAAGCCUUCUUCAAGAUCCUUUUGGCAGUUCCGGCGAAGCAGUAGCCUCAACUGCGACAACAACCGGACCCGAAGCCUCAUUCGCCCUCUGCAUUUUCUCUCACGAAGCAAUUCGACUGGUUCGACCCCGAUUCCUAAACAAACAAUACUUCCCAGUAAGGAUAGCCAGAAGCCGCAUUUGAGGAAACAGCCAUCGGUUUCGUGUUCAAAGCCCCCGGCAUCGAGUAAUAAUAAUACUGCAUAUCAUUCUUCAUCAUCUCAUCAAAAGACUCCGCCAAAGAAGAGUUGCAGAUCUUACGGCGACGGUGUUCGAAUUAGUCCUGUUCUGAAUCUCCCUCCUCAGUACAUUUCCAAAGCAACAGUGGGUCUCUUUGGUUUGGGUUCUCUGUUCUGUAAUGGAAAGGAUAAAAAGAAGAAGAAAUGACUCAGAUUUUUCAUUCUUCCAUGAUCAUCAGCACACUUCGAAGAACAGAUGUCAUGGAUGCUGCAGUGGAAAUGAUAACAAGAAGAAGAAAUGAUUCAGAUUUUCCAUGCCGUGAUCAUUAGUAUUCAUCAACAACAACAAAUCCUGAGGAUGCACCUGCUUGUCCACCGGUCUUCAUCUGUGAAUACUGCAAUCAGAAAUUGUAAUCAAGCCCAUUCAGAUGAACGAUAAUUCAAUCCCCAGAAAUGCUGAAGACUGCGAAGAUCUGAAAGAUUUUAAAAAAUAAUAAUAAUAAUAAUCAUAAUGAAGAAUAUGAUGACGAGUUAGGAUUGUAACAGGGGAAGGUGAAUAUUACAGUGGAUGAAGUAGAUUGAUGGUUUUGGAAUCUUUAUCUAUAUGAUGUCAAAGGGUUUGGAGACAAAAGAACAAGGUAUCCAUCUUUAUUGACUCUCCCAUCCUUUAUUUCCUUCUUCCCUUGUGAAUUGUUUGUGUACUUUUUAAUGUCACUUUCUUUUGUUCUUCAAAACCUUGAAGGCUUCCUUUGGCCCAUACAUGUAUUAUAUAAUAGCAUUAUGCUUUCAUA
Molecule: messenger RNA, 1851 nt
Organism: Malania oleifera
Lineage: Eukaryota; Viridiplantae; Streptophyta; Magnoliopsida; Santalales; Ximeniaceae
Exons: 1
Coding region: 423-1268 (281 amino acids)
Source: RefSeq, a predicted model, not a curated record